AUGUAUACCCAUGGUCAAGGGGUUGUUAAACAUGUGUGGAAGGUUCACCAUGAGAGGAUUGUCGCUGAAGGCCUCCGUACUGGCUGGAUGCAACGCCUCAGUCAACAUGACGCAACCCACCAUGGCUGGCUCUCCUGUGUCCCCCGCUCCGCCCAGCUCACCUCCCCCUCUGCCAACUACCUCACUGCCCUGCGCAAGGAGCUCGACGCCCGCCCGCCUAUCCCUGCCACGGAACGGGACCACCGCCACAUCAGCCCCUGGCAUGCCACCACCCGCUGGAUGGAGUACAUAGAUGGUAGGGACCCGCAGGAGAUGCUUAAUCUCAUCAAGCCUCCUGAAGAAGGCCAGCCCUUCUUCUACCUCAUCGCCUGCGUCCGCAACUACGUGGAGAGGGCGUAUGACUUGAUUGCCACCACCAGUGAUGUGUGCCUCCAAAUCCUGCACACGGACACGGACACCAGCGACUUCAACCACCAGCCGUUUGCGCGGCAUCAAGCAGAGGGUACGCUGCGUGCCUACGAGCGUCUCGUGGUGCAACUGCUGCUCUUCCUGCUGCGGGCUGGGCAAGACAUGGACCUGCCACUAGACGUGAAGGCCGCACUUCAAGCCCUACACCGUGGCCUGCAAGGUGACAUGGAUGAUGCUGGUCAGGCCAUCCAUUCACUCCUGCUUGCGCUGUGGAUGCGCGAGUGGACCCCCACAGUGGACAACCUCUUCCCGGACCCCACCGUCUGCUUCGUGAUCCACACGCAGGUGAACAAGGAUGGGAGUUUGAAGAAGCCGGAUAGCGUGACGGGGAUAUUCGCCAAGCUCGUGUAUGACAUGCGCUUGACAUUCCUGUAUGAGUGCCACCAGCGCCUCUCGCGGGAAGAUCACCCUGCCACCCUCACGCAGUCUGCACAUGACUUGCGCCCAUGGUUCACCGUGGGGCGUGAGUCUACCUUCCACUCACUCAAGUCCUUGCAGCACCGCGCGUCCAGCAUCACCAUGUCCACGCAGAACGAGCCCAACAUGGUGUGGAAGGACGGAACCAACUUCUCCACCCUCAUCUAUCUAGGUGAGGAGCUUUCCCUCCAGGCCCUACGCGAGUGCCAGGGCGCUUUGGAGGAUGCAACGAAGACGCUUCUCGAGGACACCCUGCUGUUUGGCCACCACUUCCCCAUCGACAUUGCCGCGCUGCAGGAUGACAUGGGCAACAAGAAGGCAGGCUACUCGCUCUUCGCAGACCGCCGUAACCAGGAUGCGCUGGGCCCAACGGACCAGCUUGCAGACUACAUCCUUCGGACCCCUGCGCUGCGGAAGCGCUUCGUGAUCAAGAUUGUGGAUGGCAAGGUCAUCUGGAACACCGUGGAGCUGUCUAUCUGGCUGUCUGGGUUCACUCGCCUCAACCUUCUCUGUCUCAUCCAGGCUGAGAUGAACUGUGGUGCGCCUGGUCGUACUACGGAACUCACUGCCAUGCCUACUGCCAACACUCCUGCCGGCAUGCUCCGCGCCCUGCGCAUCAUUGGGGAGUACAUCGUGCUCAUGCGGACGUACCACAAGAUGCGCGCUGCCUCUGGUCUGGACCGUGUCAUUCCCCAUGCCCUGAACGCGGCGCUCGCAGCCGUGUUCAUCUACAAGGAGGCAAUCUGCCGCCCCUUUGCGCAGCUCUGCGUGAGCGUGCUCUUCCCAGGCAACCAGAAGGUGAAGUCGCUCUAUCAGGACUUCUUGUUUGUCAACUAUGACAGGCCCUUCGAUGGGGAAGACAUCACCAAAGAGAUGAGGCUCUGGACGCAGGCCUAUCUGGGUAUUGAGCUUGGCAUCUCCAAGUGGCGCCAGUGCUCUACCCCCUUCCGCCGCAAGCAUGCUGGCCUGGAGGAGAUGUGGCUGGAGGACCAGGACACGGUGGACUCUGCGCAGGCUGGGCACUCGCACAGUGUGGACACUACCCGCUAUGGUGUCACCAACUGGUCUGCAACUGGCCUGGCAGAAGACUACAUUGGGCCGUUCCUCAAGACUUCUGUGCUCUGGCAGAAGGUUCUUGGCCUGGUGCCAGGCGGGAACCGUCUCUCUCUGGAGGAUGCUGCACGUGUCAACUUCAAGCCUGAGCCUGCCCGCCUCCCCAUUGCUGCUCCAGCUGGGUUGGAUGUACAGGCCAUGGUGCAGGCUGCCGUGCAGGCUGUCCGGGACGAGCUAGAGCCCAGACUCACUGCUAUUGAGCAGCGCAUUCAAGACACAUCUGCCUCAACCAAGCAAGAGUUGCAGGGGAUGUUUGCGGACCUCAAGACCUUCCUGGCUGGUGCCAGUGUUCCUGGACCCAUGGCUGGCCCCUCCGCUCAGGUACAAGCACCUGCACCUAGGCUUCCACGCUCCCCCAGCCCUGAAGACCGCACAGAAGGCAUGUACCGUGACGACGUGUUGCCUGCCCCAGCCCCUGCCCAUGUUGCUCCCAUUCCACGUGCCCAGGUCCCUGUUCCGCUGCCAAAGCCAGCACCCAUUCCCACUGAGGCUGAGGCCUUGGAUGCGCUGCGUGAAGUGCUGCUCAAGCCUGAAGCAAAGUGGUCAAAUGAAGGCCAGAAGCUUGCGGUUAUGGCUGGGCUGCAGUGGAAGCAGGACCUCAUC
Messenger RNA from Trametes versicolor FP-101664 SS1, 2601 nucleotides. RefSeq lists its product as uncharacterized. The record is from RefSeq and is a predicted model, not a curated record. The transcript has 6 exons. The annotation marks the transcript as partial. NCBI's taxonomy places the organism in Eukaryota, Fungi, Basidiomycota, Agaricomycetes, Polyporales, Polyporaceae.